Messenger RNA from Aureococcus anophagefferens, 882 nucleotides. RefSeq lists its product as hypothetical. The coding region runs from base 1 to 882 and encodes 293 amino acids. Lineage: Eukaryota; Pelagophyceae; Pelagomonadales; Pelagomonadaceae. Gene Ontology annotation, molecular function: S-adenosylmethionine-dependent methyltransferase activity. The record is from RefSeq and is a predicted model, not a curated record. The transcript has a single exon.
AUGGGACACGUCGCCGGGGCCCUGCUCGUCGCCGUCGCCGUCGCCCUGGAGGUAGAGAUCCCGCCGAGCACGUCGGAGGCCGCCCCCACGUACGGCCUGAAGCCCGUGCAGAGCGAGGCCGACCUGCGGAUCUGCGGCGCGCAGUCCGUGCGCCGGAAGCAGCUGUCCGGCAAGUACAUCCGCGGCGUCGGCGUCGAGAUCGGCGCCAAGCACACGCCGCUGCCCGUGGACCGGCGCGGCAACCGCGUCAUCUACGUCGACCACAAGGACGACGCGGGCCUCGCGGCGCAGUUCGGCGCCGCGCCAGCGGGGCGCGAGCGGCUCCACGUCGACGUCGUCGACGACGGCGCGGCGCUCCGCAAGUUCGCCAACUCCUCGCUCGACUUCGUCAUCGCAAACCACGUGCUCGAGCACCUGCCCUGCGCGCUCUGCGCGCUCGCGGCCUGGGCGCGCGUGCUCAAGCCCGGUGGCAUCAUCUUCGCGGCGAUCCCGAGCAUGCGCCACACGUUCGACAAAGACCGCGCCGGACCGACCCCGCUCGCGCACCACCUCGCCGAUCUCGGCGACCCGGCGCGCGUCGCGCGGAGCUUCCUGGAGCACGCCAUGGAGCCGCACGUCAAGGAGGCGGCCGGCCUGCCCGGCGCGCGGAUGACGCGGGACCAGGCCGCGGCCUUCCUCGCGACGCCCGCCGCGCCGGGCCUCCACCUCCACACCUUCACCCCCGAGUCUAUCUUCGAGCUCGUCGUGGGCGCCGCGACCCGCGCGGGCGUGCCCGUCGCCCAGCUCGCCGCGUCGCGCGCGAACCCGACGGAAUGCGUCGCGAUCAUCCAGGUGACGAGGGCAAACUCAAACUCAGGUGCCGUGGCUUUCACGGGCCGUUAA